AUGAGCAAGAGCAAGGACCCCUCGGGGCUGCUCAUCUCGGUCAUCAGGACUUUAUCCACCAGUGAUGAUGUUGAGGACCGAGAGACUGAGAAAGGGCGCCUGGAAGAAGCUUAUGAGAAGUGUGACCGGGACUUGGACCAGCUGAUAGUGCAGCACUACACGGAGCUGACCACGGCCAUCCGCACCUACCAGAGCAUCACCGAGCGCAUCACCAACUCGCGCAACAAGAUCAAACAGGUGAAGGAGAAUCUGCUGUCGUGCAAGAUGCUGCUGCACUGCAAGCGGGACGAGUUGCGCAAGCUGUGGAUUGAAGGGAUUGAGCACAAACAUGUCUUGAAUUUGCUGGAUGAGAUAGAGAACAUCAAGCAGGUGCCUCAGAAGCUGGAGCAGUGCAUGGCCAGCAAGCACUACCUCAACGCCACAGACAUGCUGGUGUCAGCAGUGGAAUCCUUGGAGGGCCCCCUACUUCAGGUGGAGGGACUGAGUGAUUUGAGGCUGGAGCUCCACAGCAAGAAGAUGAACAUGCACUUAGUCCUCAUAGAUGAAUUGCACCGUCACCUUUACAUCAGAUCUACUAACCGAGUAGGACAACACAACAAGGAGAAAGGGAGAGUAAGCUCAUAUGUGAAAGAUGCCUCUCCUGUGCCUCUGAUGGAUGUUACUAACUUGUCUACACCUCGAAAGUUCCUUGAAACUUCCCAGUUUGGUACUCCUGGAAGUGCCAGCAUGCGGGAAACAAGCCUUCUGGAAGUUAAAGAAGAUACGGAACUGGAUCCAGAGGAGAACAGCACUGUCUUCAUGGGCAUACUCAUCAAAGGGCUGGCCAAGCUGAAAAAAAUCCCUGAAACAGUGAAAGCCAUCCAGGAUCGCUUGGAGCAAGAGCUCAAGCAGAUUGUGAAGCGCUCUACAACCCAGGUGGCAGACAAUGGAUACCAGAGAGGGGAGACUAUUUCCCAGGACAAUCAACCUAGAUUACUCCUGGAGCUACUAGAGCUUCUCUUUGACAAGUUCAAUGCUGUGGCUGCUGCGCACUCCGUUGUCCUUGGACACCUUCAACAAACAGUGGCAUCUCCUUGCAGCCAGUAUGAUGGUGACGUCAAGCUCUAUGACAUGGUUGAUGUGUGGGUGAAGAUCCAGGAUGUCUUGCAGAUGCUGCUGACUGAGUAUCUGGACAUGAAGAAUACCCGCGCUGCCUCAGAGCCAUCUGCCCAGCUCAGCUACGCCAGCUCCGGGAGGGAAUUUGCUGCAUUCUUUGCAAAGAAGAAACCACAAAGACCUAAAAACCCUUUGUUCAAGUUUGAGUCCUCGUCCCAUGCUAUCAGCAUGAGUGCCUACCUGCGUGAGCAGAGGAGGGAACUCUACAGCAGAAGUGGAGAACUUCAAGGAGGACCAGAUGAUAACUUAAUUGAAGGUGGUGGAUCAAAAUUUGUCUGCAAACCAGGAGCCAGGAACAUUACCAUCAUCUUUCAUCCCCUCCUCAGAUUCAUCCAGGAGAUAGAGCAUGCCAUGGAGCUGGGCCCCACCAAGCAGUGUCCGCUCCGCGAGUUCCUCACCAUGUACAUCAAGAACAUCUUCCUCAACCAGGUCCUGGCUGAGAUCAAUAAAGAGAUUGAAGGUGUCACCAAGGCAUCUGAUCCCCUGAAAAUACUGGCUAAUGCAGAUACCAUGAAGGUCCUGGGUGUGCAGAGGCCUCUGCUGCAGAGCACAGUCAUUGUGGAGAAGACUGUUCAAGACCUGAUGAACCUGAUGCACGACUUGAGCGCCUAUUCAGAUCAGUUCCUCAAUAUGGUGUGUGUGAAACUCCAGGAGUACAAGGACACCUGCACCCUUGCCUACAGGAGCAUCGUGCAGUCGGAUGAAAAGCUGGUGAUCAGUGCAUCCUGGGCUAAAGAUGAUGAUAUUAGCAGGCUCCUGAAGUCUCUGCCCAACUGGAGCAACAUGGCUCAGCCCAAGCAACUUAGACCCAAGAGGGAGGAGGAGGAAGAUUUCAUAAGGGCUGCUUUUGGCAAAGAGUCAGAAGUUCUCAUUGGCAACCUGGGAGAUAAACUGAUCCCUCAGCAGGAGAUCCUGCGGGACGUCAGCGACCUGAAGGCCUUGGCCAACAUGCACGAGAGCCUGGAGUGGUUAGCAGGUCGUACCAAGGCAGCCUUGUCCAACCUCUCAGCCACCCAGACUGUGUCUCCUGGCCAGGACAGCCAUGCCAGUAUGGAACACCUUCCUGCAUCUGAGCAGAUCCUGCAAACCCUGGGUGAGCUGGCCAGGUCUUUCCAAGAGAUGGCUGAUCGUUGCCUGCUGGUCCUGCAUUUGGAAGUCAGAGUUCAUUGCUUCCACUACCUGAUCCCACUGGCCAAACAAGGGAAUUAUGCCAUCGUUGCCAACGUGGAGAGCAUGGACUAUGACCCUCUGGUGGUGAGGCUCAACAAGGACAUCAGCGCCAUCGAGGAGGCCAUGAGCGCCAGCCUCCAGCAGCACAAGUUCCAGUACAUCUUUGAAGGUCUGGGUCACCUUAUCUCCUGCAUCCUCAUCAAUGGUGCCCACUACUUCAAACGCAUCAGUGAAUCUGGCAUCAAGAAGAUGUGCAGGAACAUAUUCAUCCUCCAGCAAAACCUGACCAACAUCACCAUGUCACGUGAGGCUGACCUGGACUUUGCAAGGCAGUAUUAUGAGAUGCUCUACAACACAGCAGAUGAGCUCUUAAACCUCGUGGUGGAUCAAGGGGUGAAGUACACAGAGCUGGAAUACAUCUACGCCCUGAACUUACUGCACCGGAGCCAGACAGGGGUGGGAGACCAAACCACCCAGAACAUGAGGUUGCAGAGGUUGAAGGAGAUCAUUUGUGAGCAGGCUGCUAUCAAACAGGCCACCAAGGACAAGAAAAUCACCACGGUGUAA
Chaetura pelagica (chimney swift) is the source of this 2892-nucleotide messenger RNA. RefSeq names its product exocyst complex component 4 (gene EXOC4). Bases 1 to 2892 code for a protein of 963 amino acids. Gene Ontology annotation, biological process: chemical synaptic transmission; exocytosis; Golgi to plasma membrane transport. The transcript is spliced from 18 exons. The record is from RefSeq and is a predicted model, not a curated record. Gene Ontology annotation, cellular component: exocyst; synapse; growth cone membrane. Lineage: Eukaryota; Metazoa; Chordata; Aves; Apodiformes; Apodidae.